CAAUGUGCGUCUUCAUCCGCCGGUACUCCCUCGCACUCUCCCCCGGCCCGUCCAUCAGCCCGGCCGCCGUCCCGUAGAUAGCAGCGGACCCGGGGGAACGGCCUCGCUUGGCGGGAAAAGCCACGCCGACUUCCGCCUCGGGUCACGUGGACGGGCGGUAUCCGGGGCAACGAAGAAACAACAUGGAGUCGUCGCGGGCCCGGCCGGGGGGUGAGAUGGAGAUGGAACAAGAGCUGGAGCAGGAGCUGGAGCAGGAGCGGGCCAUGAGGGACAUGCUUGAACAAUCUGCUUCUGAACUAAGAAAACUAGUAUCUCAGCUAGAGAAACGAAUCAACACCAUUGAAGAUGAAGGGAAUGAAUGGAAAACCAGAUUUGAAACUCAACAGGAGCUGAAUCUGCAACUGGAGAGGCAGAUCAGAAUAUUGGAAGAGAAGGUCGAGUAUACUCGUGGCAAUCCCGCUGACAGACUAUCUUCUGUACGUUCAUUUCAGGAAAUGCCAAUGGGUGCCCUCAUGCAGUUUAUAAAGCAACUGGAAAAAGAAAGGAAAAGCCUUCAAAACCAGCUUAAAAAUUAUGAGUGGCGUAUAGAACAAGAAGGGAAGGCUUACCAUAAAGCCAAUGAUGAGCGUCGCAUAUACCUUACAGAAAUUGCGCAGACAUCCUUAUCAAUUGAAACAGCAAAGAAACAAAAUGCAAUAGGAUCAAGAGAAAUGAAGGUUCUGACAGGAAAGCGCAACUUGCCAACUGCAAAAAGGAUUUUGGAACUCAAGAAAGGACCAAUUAAAAAGACUGCAGCGAUGAAACAGCUUCCAAAAUUAAAGCAUGACGUUUGAGCAGGAACGUGGAGCAGGCAUGGUGUGCUGAGUGUCAGAGAAAGGCUGUUAUUUACAUUACUUGAAUCCAAUUUAGAACAGUAGUUCCAUUGUUGCAGGUCCUAUAUCAGUUGUACUGUAUUUAGGUUUUGUUACCUUGUCAGUAAUUAUUUAUACAUCAGAAUUACUGAGACAGUGUAGUUGAUUUAUACAAUUGUAUCACACUUAGAGUCAUAGAGUACCACAGUGUGGAAACAGGCUCUUCGACACAACUUGCCCAUGCCGAUCAAAUGUCCCACCUGCCUGAGUUUGGACCAUAUCCCUCUAAACUUGUCCUGUCCAUGUACCUGUCUAAAUGUUGCGAUAAUACCUGCCUCAACUACCUCCUCUGGCAGCUUAUUCCAUAUACCCACCACCCUUUGUGUAAAAAAAGUUAAUAAUAAAGUUAAUAAUAAUAAUAAUAAUAAUAAUAAAUUUUAUUUGCGGGCGCCUUUCCAAGUCUCAAGGAUACCUUACAGAAAUUAACAAGAGAGAAAAAACAUAUAGUCGGAGUAAAAUAAAUAAUAAGGACAUCACCAAUACACAAAUUAAAGACAGAAUUCGCUCCAAAGACAAAAAAUCAAAAAGACAAUGUUACCCCUCAGGUUCCUAUUAAAUCUUUCCCCCCUCAGCCUAAAUCUAUGCCCCGUGGUUCUCGAUUCCCCCGAAAAGACGUGUAUCCACCCUAUCUAUUCCUCUCAUGAUUUUAUACUCCUCCAUUAGAUCACCCCUCAUCCUCCUACACUCCAGGGAAAAAAGCCUGCCCAACCGCUCCCUGUAGCUCUGGCCAUUGACUCCUGGCAACAUCCUCGUAAUCAAUCAUGAUUUAUGUUGCAAACCAUUGCUAAUCUGUUUUAAGGUUCUAAUGAAUAAAUAUAUACAAUAAUCUUCCUAUCAAUUCCUUUUAUA
This is a messenger RNA of Leucoraja erinaceus (little skate), 1760 nucleotides long. It is a transcript of the gene ccdc169, whose product is annotated as coiled-coil domain containing 169. The record is from RefSeq and is a predicted model, not a curated record. NCBI's taxonomy places the organism in Eukaryota, Metazoa, Chordata, Chondrichthyes, Rajiformes, Rajidae.